Messenger RNA from Gamsiella multidivaricata, 4812 nucleotides. RefSeq lists its product as uncharacterized. The transcript has 3 exons. The coding region runs from base 1 to 4812 and encodes 1603 amino acids. NCBI's taxonomy places the organism in Eukaryota, Fungi, Mortierellomycota, Mortierellomycetes, Mortierellales, Mortierellaceae. The record is from RefSeq and is a predicted model, not a curated record.
AUGUGGGCGUCCAAUUGCACAGACAUUUUCGGCUUCACACCAAGCCCUCGCCCAAUCCCACCAUACGGCAACCCUUAUGGCGACAGCGACGGUGACAACAACAAUUAUAUCGGCAGACGCAGGCCAUGGUACAUCUCGCCAAACAAAAGCUAUUAUGUCGCCACUACCUAUAUCUCCCUUCUCAGCAUCAUGGCCGUAUACAUGUGCUUUCGCGCCCGUACGCGGCUACGGUACUUUGCCAGUUUCUGCACCUUUCUGGGGCUAACGGUUGCCAUCGUGGGUCUGCUUCGGGCCAGGUCUAUGAUCCCUGCGAAUGUUUUCUGGCUGUGGAACUUCAUUGCCGAGGUCAUAUCCAUCGUAGCGCUCACGUAUACGAUCGUGUCUGUCGGAAACGGGUUCUAUCCGAUGGCUGGCAAGAAAAAUGUCUUUUGGAGGAUGGCCAUGGCCUGGAUCAUUGUCUAUGCACUGGUAGCGAUAUCCAACAUUGCGCUUUAUGCCCAAAAAAACUUUGGCUCCCAUUACAUCUCUGGACCUGAAUUAGUGGCCUUGAGGUCUCGUAUAGAGAACCUGGGGAUUAUGGAUAUGUCUGCACUGGUGCGCCAGGAGCUUGUUAUGCAAUGCAAAGGAUUGAUUCCCUGGGGCAACUUGACCGAGACCGGUGUCGCGAGUUGGAGACAACUCUCUUGGACCGAGCAGGAUGUAUUUGCGAGGCCGCAGACCACGGUCUAUCUCGUGAGCCAAAUGCUGAUGCUCUUCACCUGGGGAUGGGUGUCGCUCUAUCUUUUCAUCCCACUUGUGAGGAACCAUUGUCAUGGGCCCGUCGGCCGCCCGGUCGACAGCGAUAUGAUGGCCGUCGGCGCCUGGUAUUUAGGUUGUCUACUUAUUUUGACCACGGCAUACGCUGUCCUCAACAUCUACUUUUGCAUCGUGCCUGAGUCUAUUUAUGAGCAACAAGCGCAAGCCCUGGACCUCUGCAUACGUAUCACCAUCGGCCCCAUAUUCUUUCUCCCCGCACCAGCAUUUCUCAUACGCUUCUACCGCCAGCAUUUCAAGCGCUUUGGCAAAGGUGGCAAUGACAUAGGUGGAGGUCCAGGGUGCAGAUACGGAGGCCGUUGGAGAAAUGACACCCCAAGUAACAACGGUGGAUUUCAAGGCUCAUUUGCGACUGCUGAUGAUCUGAGCGGAAGUGUCGCCUCUCCUUAUUCUCUUAAUGGCUCACGAACUGGCCAUCCGGAUGACCGUGGAUGCCCUAACAGGGCUUCGGCUGAUGAUCCCACCAAUCUCAACAUAAACACAAGCAUUAAGGACAAAACAAACAAACAGCGUCAAACCAGCGUCGGUAGCGUGUACGAUCGCAUGCGAGCUUUUCACUCCAGGAAUCGCGGCACGUCUAUGGAGAGCAACAAGAUGUUCAGCCAAGACUUUGAGCCAGAAGAAUUGCACGAUGGGCAGUGUACUACAGAGGACCACGCGCGCGCGGACUCGUUCGAUCAGUACUUCAGCAACAUGGAUUCAUACGGUGCAGGGAGGAUGGCUGAAGGGUCCAAUAGUCUUCAAAUUUCACCCUCAUACCUCAACAACCAUCAAGGCGCGGAUCCUUUAAUUGGACUUCGCCCUUCGAGCAUGGAGCCUCAGAAGCCAGAACCAGCAUUGACAACGAAUCAAGGAGGCUGGCAGCUCGGUCGAUUCAUGACAAGUCAUGACAGAGCUUAUAAUGAGAAAUCGGAACCAAAUGAUGGUGGCAACAAAUCUGAAGAUCAUCAGCAGGAGAAGAAUUCGGGGGGUAUCAACACAACGGGAACAACAGGAUGGGAAGUUGGCGGAUGGGGUCAUAUUCGAAAGACGUCCGAGGGUAACGAGAACAGCCUUUCAAAUCCCCCGGAACUCUACCCGUUGCCCUCGCCAUUGUCUGCCCUACCAUCGACAUCAGCGCCCUCCGCGUCUCGGUCUACAGAGGAAGUUGUGAACAGGAGUGCUGUUGCAAACAUUCACGACAGCGCGCAGGAGAACAGUGCCGAUCAGUCCAGCAUCCCCAUUCACAAGUUGACCGGUCUUCAAAAGCAGCUUGCAGAAUAUCGAUCUGCCCUUCUUCCGGUAGUCUUGGCGAUGCAUGGCAUGGAAGACAGAGGCCCUCCUUCUGUGACCUUCGACAGUCGUGAUGGUGAUGAGGAUGACUUGAGAAGCAACGACAAUGAUUCUCGGCAUUACCGUUCAAGGUCGCGCGGUGACACUGCACAAGCAACAGGACCGCGAUACUCCUUAGACGAGCUCUCGCCCAGCAGACAGCACUACAGCACCGGUGGACCCACUACCAACACGAUCGCCGAAGUAGACGAACCUGAAGAGAACGCCCGUAUGACAGUGCACUCUGUUGAUCCGCUGCACUGGUCCAAACUCCCACCAAGUCCCAAGUUCACACCAACCCUCAGCGGCAACGAUAGCUAUGCGGAUAGUGCCCACAAUCAGGCAGCACCAAGUAGUUACCGCGCAGGACCAUCAAUCGCCAAGAGCGGUGAAAGACCGACGUCGGGGUUCAGGAAGAAGUGGCUCCCCGGCCGCAAGUCAAACGACGCGGAUCGUCAAGGUGCGCCAAGGAAGUUUGAGCUGGAGCUGUCGCUCCCUGACGAGAGCAAGAGCAGCAAACGUAACAGCAUUGGCAUCAGCAACACAGAUGCAAUUCAGUCGAACAAAGGCAUCAAACCAAGGGAUAACAAACGUAACGUAUUCUCAAAAGUGCUCUCUGGUGGAGGUCAGAAGAGCGCGGAUCGUGGUCGUACGAGCCAGGAUCUUAAUGACCAGGACAAGGACUACUCAACCUUGGAUAUGGAGGGAAAGCCAGCAAAUACUAUGCAUGGCAAACCGUACGUCCCUGCAACUGUCGAGGCAUUGGCCCAGGCGUCGGCCGCUCACUUGGAGGAUGAGGAUGAGGAUAAGGGUCUUCAGUACUACUACCCAGACCCAUAUUACAGCCUGGCAGAAUUCAAAAGACCUCAGUCAGCGUUACUCGACCAAGUCGGGUCCCGUACCACGUCCAGGCAUCCGUUGUCGCCUACAUUUUCUGAAGUUGACAUGGGGUCCAAGGCUGAGGCUGUGUUUAAGUCCAAACUUGGUCCCACCAGCGCUUCUGAGCUAUUGGUCCUGUCUUCCGACGAGUCACCUGGCGCCUUCUCGAGCAAGACGCCGUCCGUCAAGACCGCCAAAAGCUCUCAGAGCAUCAAGAAAUCGUUGAAGAAGGAUGCAGCGCCAUCUCCAAUUGUAGCAACCAACACAAACCCCAGUGUGAGUGUCAGUACCAGUGUCUCUUCACCGUCCAGCGUCAGCCAUGCCCAAUCUUCAUCGUCCUUAGGAUCCCUCCUGUCCAGAACUUCUUCCAAUUCAAAGAAAAUCGGUCCCAAGUCCAAGGCCCGAGGCAAUCGGUCCAAGUCGGACGUAGCCCCUUCGCGUUCGAGUAUGGAUAACGCUGCGUCCCCCACCACUGUUUUACCAAUAACAGCAACGCGCAAGGCCAGCAUUCCUAGCGUGCCUGCGAUCACUCAACCUGCCAAAACAUCCCUGUCGCCACCUCCACGUCAGAGCUGGACCCGUUCAAAAUCCUUCCAAAGCAGCGCCUCCGCGAUCGCGCUGGCGCUUUUUAAUGAUUCACCCAACAGCCCCAGUAAACCCAUAUCCAUCGACACUAAACUGGCAAACGAGCAUGGGGCUGGCGACGCAGUCGUCUCUUCUCCAAAUGGAGCUCGAACAUCUCUCUCUUCGUCACUCGGGUCUCCAACCUCAGGAUCGCUCUCUCCGACAUCGAGUCCUACAAUCGAGACCGAUGAACUUGGCCGGAGGAUAGAUAAGCAGGCAGCACCUUCUUCGCCGCCCUUGUCGCCGCCUGCGACGUCAUAUAAUCGGUUGGGAGGCCUAAAACCCCGAAACCAGGGUCCCAGAAAGGAUUCUCUGGACCGAGAGAACGACCCCCGUGGCACUGCAAAGGACAUGGCCGGGUUCAGCACCGCAGCCAUGGAUUUCAGGAGGGCCAAGGGUCGACAUCAGCGGUCUGUCGAUAAUCUCGCAUCUGCCUAUUAUUACAAACGCGCGGCGGAGCUGAACAACAAAGCUCCGGAAAAUGGAGCAGGCCGAAAGCGUGAACGGGAACGUGGCUCGUCGUCGAGCGCCACGCCAUCGGGAUCAGCUGUCCCUCCUCCGUCUCCACAGCCUGUCAGCUCAGGAUUCAGCUAUUAUGGCACUGGUACUGGCACAGGAGAAGACAGUGGACGCACUUCGCCCAUUUUGAACGCCUUCCCUCAUUCUCAAUCGCACCGCAGGGAUCCGCUACACUAUGCUUCUGGCGACUACAUUCCUCACUACCGAAAGAGUAAAUCCAGCUUGGAGUACUCUCUUCCCGGAGGCAACCCUGGCACACUUCCCUCCAAGAUAGGAAAUGAUGGUGAGAACGAUCGUACGAACAGUAUCACCAGCCUACGACUCUUGGCAGACGAUCCUUGGACGCAGGCUAUGGUUGCUCGUGCACAGAGUGCUGGGGUUGGGGUUGGGGUUGGAGCCGGGACUGGCAACGGGAGUAGCGGUAGUGGCGUUGGAGUAGGUGGCAAGCAUGCACAAACGUAUUCGUACUCUACACAGUAUCCGGGUCACAGCCAUAGCCCAAGUCCGAGCCCGAUCUUGGGAGGAUCAGGUGAUGUGAGCGAGAAUGGCGGCGGCAGCGGAGCUAGCGGCGCACGCCAGAGUCAUGUCAGCUACACACGAGUGACAAGUCCAUUGAGUCCAGAGUUUUACACGCGCCCAAGCAUUAGCCGCACCGAGUCGGAAUAG